CUUCAUCUCCGGGAGGACUGUGACCACCAGCCGGCAAGUCACCCGCACUGAAGCAGCAGGACUCUCUUCCCAGAACCGUAUAAGGAGAACAGAGGAAUCAUGUCCAUGAUCGCAGCUUUCUACAGCAACAAAUCUAUCCUCAUCACAGGGGCCACAGGCUUCCUGGGCAAGGUGCUCAUGGAGAAGUUAUUCCGGACCAGCCCCCAUUUGAAAGUCAUUUACAUCCUCGUGAGACCCAAGUCUGGACAGACACUGCAGGAGAGGGUUUUCCAGAUCCUCAACAGUAAGCUGUUUGAGAGAGUCAAAGAAGUCUGUCCAAAUGUGCAUGAGAAGAUUAGACCCAUCUCUGCAGACCUCAACCAUCGUGACUUCGCCAUCAGCAAGGAAGACAUGCAAGAACUUCUGUCCUGCACCAAUAUUGUCUUCCACUGUGCAGCCACAGUACGCUUUGAUGCACAUCUGAGAGAAGCUGUGCAGUUGAACGUCACCGCCACCCAGCAGCUCCUGCUAAUGGCCAGCCAGAUGCCAAAGCUGGAAGCCUUCAUCCACAUCUCCACUGCCUUUUCUAACUGCAACCUGAGCCACAUCGAUGAAGUCAUCUACCCAUGCCCUGUGGAGCCAAGAAAGAUCAUUGACUCCAUGGAGUGGUUAGAUGACUCUAUCAUUGAAGAGAUCACUCCCAAGCUGAUUGGGGACCGGCCCAACACCUACACCUACACCAAAGCCUUGGGAGAGGUGGUAGUCCAGCAAGAAAGUGGAAACCUAAAUGUGGCCAUUGUCAGGCCCUCCAUAGUGGGAGCGACCUGGCAGGAGCCCUUCCCGGGUUGGGUUGAUAAUUUAAAUGGACCCAGCGGACUCAUUAUUGCGACUGGGAAAGGAUUUCUUCGGUCCAUAAAAGCGACUCCCAUGGCAGUGGCAGAUGUGAUUCCAGUUGACACGGUUGUUAAUCUCACCAUAGCAGUAGGAUGGUAUACUGCAGUUCAUAGGCCUAAAUCAACAUUAAUCUACCAUUCCACAUCUGGUAAUCUCAAUCCCUGUAACUGGUAUGAAAUGGGAUUACAGGUCUUGGCGACCAUCGAAAAAAUCCCAUUUGAGAGUGCUUUCAGAAGGCCAAAUGCUGACUUUACCACCAACAACUUCUCCAACCAGUAUUGGAACGCCGUCAGCCACCGGGCCCCAGCCAUCAUCUAUGACUUCUAUCUGAGGCUUACUGGAAGGAAACCCAGGAUGCUGAAGCUCAUGAACCGGCUGCUAAAAACCAUUUCCAUGCUGGAGUAUUUCAUCAACCACAGUUGGGAAUGGAGCACAAACAACACGGAGAUGCUUCUGUCAGAGCUCAGUCCUGAAGACCAGAGGGUAUUCAACUUUGACGUGCGUCAGUUGAACUGGCUUGAAUACUUUGAGAAUUAUGUUUUGGGGGUUAAGAAGUAUCUACUGAAAGAGGAUCUGGCUGGUAUUCCCAAAGCAAAGCAACACCUAAAAAGGCUCCGGAACAUUCACUACCUCUUUAACACUGCCCUGUUUCUUAUCAUCUGGCGCCUCCUCAUUGCAAGGUCUCAGAUGGCUCGGAACAUCUGGUUCUUCAUUGUGAGCUUCUGUUAUAAGUUCAUCUCCUACUUCCGGGCCUCCAGCACACUCAAGGUCUAAGAACAUUACACCAGCCCAUCAUCUGGAACCUCAGAUACCUCUAAGGCAGUAAACUGGGUCUUAAGCUAGAAAGUAACAAGAAGCACACCCAAGCUUCCAGUCAAA
Grammomys surdaster is the source of this 1752-nucleotide messenger RNA. RefSeq names its product fatty acyl-CoA reductase 2 (gene Far2). Lineage: Eukaryota; Metazoa; Chordata; Mammalia; Rodentia; Muridae. Gene Ontology annotation, cellular component: peroxisome. Gene Ontology annotation, biological process: long-chain fatty-acyl-CoA metabolic process. Gene Ontology annotation, molecular function: alcohol-forming very long-chain fatty acyl-CoA reductase (NADP+) activity. The record is from RefSeq and is a predicted model, not a curated record. The transcript has 12 exons. Bases 100 to 1647 code for a protein of 515 amino acids.